Molecule: messenger RNA, 375 nt
Organism: Saccharomycopsis crataegensis
Lineage: Eukaryota; Fungi; Ascomycota; Saccharomycetes; Ascoideales; Saccharomycopsidaceae
Exons: 2
Coding region: 1-375 (124 amino acids)
Biological process (GO): glucan catabolic process
Molecular function (GO): beta-glucosidase activity
Source: RefSeq, a predicted model, not a curated record
AUGAUCAAAGGCAUUGUAAAAUUUUACUCAUUGAAUGUUACUUUAGACUGGCAAGCCAAGCAAUUGGAUAUCAGCCUGGAUGUUGAAAACACUGGUGCUUCAGAUGGUAGUGAAGUGGUACAAGUUUAUGUUUGCGGUGUUGAAGAUUCCUUCAUCAAAAGACCAAUUAAGGAAUUGAAUUUCACAAAAUCGUUUGUCGAAGCAGGUGAAAAAAAAACCACCAGCUUCACCACUGAUUUGAAGAAUGCAUUUUCUAUCUGGGAUAGUGCAAAAUCCAGAUGGUUUAUCGAAAAAGGAACAUAUCAAAUUUAUGUUGGUAACAGUUCUGACAAUGUUCCACUUUCUAAAUCUGUUGAAAUUGCCGAAAACUAUUAG